AUGCUGAAGAGUACCCUACUCUUAGCUUCGACAGCACUCGUUGCAGCGCAAUCUUCCUCCUCUGAGCCAUGUGCGAGUGUUGCGUCACAGCUCGGAGAAUCGACGAGCACAAGUAUCGACGCACAGGUCGCGUUUGACUGUCUGGAUUCAGUCCCUGUUGACGUCCAAGGAAACUCCCAGCUUAUCGAUGAGUUGAAGCAGCUUUGGCAGUUCCAGUCUGAGCUCGUAUGGCUGAAGAAACCUGGCGACGAUUGGGAAUUUGGAGCUCUGGACAUUGAAGCCGAACUGGACAACGUAAAGAACAACCUUGAUUCUUUCUCCAGUGAAUAUGCGGUUCAACUCGCCAUCCAAAACAUCACUAUCCGGACCGGAAAUUUCCAUUUCAACUACCGGCCUGAUAUACUUCAGGUAUUCUCAUUCUUCAGACAGGCCAACGUUGCCUCUAUUUCCGAGGACGGCAAAGCGCUUCCAAAGCUCUAUUUGGCUGAUGAUGUUGCAAGUGUAGCUGAGGGUAGCUCAGAUGUUUCCGAGAUCACGGAAAUCAAUGGUCAGAACCCGUACGACUUCCUUCAGUCUGUUUCCUGGUCACAGUACAUCGACUCUGAUGGACUACUCAACAACAUGCUGUCAAAGGGAGACACAGAUAACGCUGGCGCGUUUAUGGAGCAAAGGAAAUACGACGGCCCUAGCACCGAUAUCACUUGGGCGAAUGGCUCUACAGCUUCCAUUGCCAACGGAGCUUCUACAGAUCGCAGCUUCGUUGGCAUAACUGAUGGGCAAUCUUUCUUUGAUGCCUUCUGCAUCGGUUCAAGCGACUCACCUUUCUCUGCUAGCACAAAGGGUGUUUCUGACCUCUCCGAUGUCGCUCUUCCAAAACCCAAGCUACCUGCUGCUAUCAACCAUAUCAUUGCACCUAGUGCUCCCGGUCCAGUCCCUCGAAUCCCUAUGGGCGUAAACCACCGCCGCAACAAACGACAAACGAUGUCACUCUCCCCUGGGACCUAUGCAGAGAACAUAGUUGCAGCAGACUCUAAUGGAGUUGUUGCUGGAGCUUUUCUCAGUGGCGAGGGUUAUUCGGAUAUAGCGGUCCUGAAGAUCAUAUCUUUCAGUAACCCGAGUAGCGACUUGACCGAAAGUGAAUUCGGUACCGAGUUCCAGAAAACCGUUUCUGACUUCCUCAGUCAAUGCAUGAGCGAGAACAAGCAGAAACUCAUCAUCGAUCUACGCGAGAACGGUGGCGGCAGCACAAAUCUACUUCUCGACACUUUCAUGCAGCUGUUCCCCGAAAUGGAGCCUUUCUCCGGACAACGAUACAGGGCUACCGAUGCCUUUGUCAAGAUUGGCGAUGCGGUCAACGAGAUCAGAAGUGAUUCCGUCAAGGCUAGCAGGUAUGCGUCAUUGCUCGAAGAGAGCAUCGAAGAGAGCUACAUGUAUAGGUAUUGGUCAUGGUGGCACUUCCGCAAUGCUGAUGGUGCCGACUUCAAUGGAUGGGAUGACUUCAACGGUCCCGUCGAAUUGAACGGCGACUCAUACACGAAGACGAUGCGGUACAACUAUACCGAUCAAGUGUCCAUCCUCCCCGAAGGCUGGUAUUUCACGAACGGGACACGCCCCACCCCAUUCAAUGCGUCUAACGUCGUCAUGUACACCGAUGCCCUAUGUGGUUCAUCUUGCGCUUCUUUCCAUGAAGAGCUCAAGAAUAUCGCCGGCGUGAAAGCCGUGACAGUCGGUGGCCGCCCACAGAACAAGCCCAUCCAGACUGUGACCGGAUCCAAGGGUGGUGAAGUAACGCCACUGUUAUACUGGCAACAGUACGCCGAAGUCGCAUUGAACAUAAGCACCGCCCUCUCCCUAUCCUCCUACUCUGACAAUGACGCCACCCUCUCCGCUGUCGCCAACGUUCCGCAAGUACUUACACGCGCUGGAGACCAAGCAUCGCGCCUUCAGUCCCAGGACCAGGUCCGAAAAGGUGAUGCUUCUGGAACGCCUCUGCAGUACAUCUACGAAGCCAGUGACUGCAAGAUCUUCUACACUGCGACAACCUACGCUGAUCCUGACGCUGCUUGGAAGCAAGCCUGGGACGCCUUCCAGGAUGACAGCAAGUGUGUGGAAGGCUCUACGGGGCAUGCGAGUUCCAUCUCCGGAGGGUUCAAGGCAUUUGGUCCGGGGGAGCUCAAGGCGGAGGACCAGCCCAAAGGAAGUAAAGGCGGAAGCGGAGGUGAAGGUGGGGAUGACGAAAGCGCUGCGAGCAUUGCAGGAGCGAGUGGCUUGGUCAUUACAGUUGCUGCUAUCGUCAGCGCUAUGAUGCUGUAG
This is a messenger RNA of Alternaria rosae, 2313 nucleotides long. RefSeq lists its product as uncharacterized. Gene Ontology annotation, biological process: proteolysis. Lineage: Eukaryota; Fungi; Ascomycota; Dothideomycetes; Pleosporales; Pleosporaceae. The coding region runs from base 1 to 2313 and encodes 770 amino acids. The record is from RefSeq and is a predicted model, not a curated record. The transcript is spliced from 3 exons. Gene Ontology annotation, molecular function: serine-type peptidase activity.